AUGCUUCCCCUUUGCUAUCCCUCGUCGCACCCCGACGUCACCCGUUUGCCGGCCUUAUGAUUCCCUCCUGCUCUCGUCAUCGUCGUCGCAGAUCGGACCCGAAGCCGUCAAGGGACAAGGCCAAAUCCGUCGCUACCUACAAACCAAAGAGGCUUUGACCGAACGACCGGCACCGCACAUCAACGUCGUCGCCGACAUCCUCGCCUCGUCCGUUAAGCGCUUCGGCGACCGACCUGCCUUGGGAUGGCGAGACCUGUUGCGCAUGCACGAGGAGGAGAAGGAAGUGACCAAGAAGGUCGGCAACGAGACAGUCACCGAGACCAAGAAGUGGUCCUACUUUGAGCUGUCCGACUACAAGUACAUGUCGUACAACGAGCUCGCGAGCAAGGUCAAGGCCGCUGCUUCGGCACUCGUCGAGGCGGGCCAUUCGAGCAAGACCAUCUUCAACAUUUACGCCUCGACCUCGGUCAACUGGCAGGUCAUGGCCAACGGUGAGUUUCAUUCAAUUUCGAGUGGCCUUUGAAUAAGCCUUCGCAAUAUCAAGGCGAGCAGUGUGAAGCUGACCGAGUCGCCGGGUAUUCCUUUCCACAGGUUGCGCGUCGCAGGGCAUCACUUUCGCUACGGCCUACGAUUCCCUCGGUGAAGAUGGCUUGCAGCAUUCGCUCGCCGAACCCGAAGUGUAUGGUCUGUUCACCAAUGCCAACCUCGUCUCGACCGUGGCGAACGUAAUUAGCUCAGGUAAGACACCGUCGGUCAAGGUGGUCAUCUACGAUGGCAAGGACAGCGAUGUCAAGACCGGCGCUUUGGACAAGCUCGAAAAAACAGGCGUCAAGGUGUACAAGUUCGACGAUUUCAUCGCGCUUGGCAGGGAGAAGCCUCACUCGCCGAACCACCCACAGCCCGAGGACCUCGCAUGCAUCAUGUACACCUCCGGAUCGACCGGCGCACCCAAAGGUGUGUUGCUGACGAACGCCAACAUCAUCGCCGCAAUCGGUGGUGCCGAGACAUUGCUGCACGACCUCACCACCCCCGACGCUCGCUACAUCGCCUUCUUGCCCUUGGCCCACAUUUUCGAGAUGGCCGUCGAGAUGACCUUGUGAGUACGGAAACCGUUGCCCCACACAACGUGAAAUGCAAUCGACCGAGUUUUGUCCGGUUCCUUGCAGGCUCUACGUCGGUAUCCCUAUCGGUUACGGUACGGUCAAGACCUUGACCGACACUUCGGUGCGCAACUGUGCUGGUGACAUCCGCGCUUUCAAGCCUACCAUCAUGUGCGGUGUGCCUGCUGUUUGGGAGUUGAUCAGGUAAGCUUCAGCACUUUGGCGCCUCAGCUCCUGGAAGGCAGAUAAGGUAAUAAUAUGACUUCAUUCCGUUUGGCCGGAUGUCCUUGGCAUCUGUAGGAAAGGAAUCAUGGCCAAGGUCAAGGCUGGGGGAGGAGUCAAGCAGAAGCUGUUCAACUACGCCGUCAACGCCAAAAAGGCCGCGGGUCCGGGUACCCUCACCGCUAGAAUCGCAGACGCGGUCGUGUUCAAGCCCGUCAAGCAAGGCACAGGUGGUGCGCUCAAAUACAUCAUCAACGGUGGUGCCAGUGUUUCCAAGGAGACGCAGCAGUUCCUCUCGACCGCUCUGUGCGACACUAUGAUCCAAGGCUACGGUAUGACCGAGACCUGUGCCCUUUCGUUCAUCCUGCCCCCUUCUCUGCUUCAAUCGGGCGUCGUCGGAGUCCCGUGCCCUUCGAUCGAGGCCAAGCUAGUCGACUUUGAGGAAGCAGGCUACUUUUCGACCAACUCGCCCCCUCAGGGUGAGGUGUGGAUCCGAGGGCCGACGGUGACCAAAGGCUACUUCAAGCGCGAGGAUUUGACGAAGGAGGCAAUCACUGAGGACGGUUGGUUUCAGACCGGCGACAUUGGACAAUGGAACCCCGACGGAACGUUGUCGAUCAUUGACCGAAAGAAGAACUUGGUCAAGCUACAAGGUGGAGAAUACGUCGCGCUCGAACGACUGGAAUCCAUCUACAAGAGCACGCCUUGCGUUGCCAACAUCGCUGUUCAUGCGGAUUCGAACGCAGCGAGGCCAAUGUGAGUAGACCUACCUGAUGAGUAGUUUUGUAAGUGGUGACUGAAUUCGCUGGUAUCCCACAGGGCCAUCAUCGUCCUCCACGAGGGGAACUCGAAAAAUCUGGCCGAAGCGAACGGCAUGGACGGGUCCGACCUCGAGGCGUUGGCCUCCAACAAGGACUUCAAGAAGCUGGUCGUUUCCGAAUUGGCUGCCGGUGCCAAGCGCGCCAAUCUUAAGUCCUUGGAGCAAAUCUCGGUCGUCGUGCUCACGGCUCACGAGUGGACGCCGCAGAACGGCUUGCUCACGGCCGCCCAGAAGCUGCAGCGCAAGGGCAUCUUGGAGAAGUACAAGGAUGAAGUCUCGGUAAGCAUAAUGUUGCGACCCUUGACGUGUUGAACCUGAUCACUUACGUCAUCUCUCUUCUCCCUCGGGACAGGCUGUUUACCCCUAA
Microbotryum saponariae is the source of this 2509-nucleotide messenger RNA. The record is from the annotation of a GenBank genome assembly. NCBI's taxonomy places the organism in Eukaryota, Fungi, Basidiomycota, Microbotryomycetes, Microbotryales, Microbotryaceae.